Folsomia candida is the source of this 1964-nucleotide messenger RNA. RefSeq names its product solute carrier family 13 member 3. The coding region runs from base 203 to 1906 and encodes 567 amino acids. Gene Ontology annotation, cellular component: membrane. NCBI's taxonomy places the organism in Eukaryota, Metazoa, Arthropoda, Collembola, Entomobryomorpha, Isotomidae. The record is from RefSeq and is a predicted model, not a curated record. Gene Ontology annotation, biological process: monoatomic anion transmembrane transport; citrate transport. The transcript is spliced from 9 exons. Gene Ontology annotation, molecular function: citrate transmembrane transporter activity; succinate transmembrane transporter activity.
AUCUUCUUGCUCCAUCCACAUGGAUGCAUGAACAAAAAGCAGGUGUGUGCCGAAUUACAUCCACUUAAAGAGCUCAUAGCAGAUGAUCAUGGAUAUAGAUUUAGUUAGUUCUUAGCUCUUUAACACUUGCUCUCAUCUCAGCACAUCUGCUGGAUUUAAUUAAACAGUAUUUUCGUAGAACAAUUGACAAAAAAUUAAAUAAAUGGUUGCAUUUUCCUUCCGGAAACAAUGGAGGCUCAUAUUCUGCGUGGUGAUGCCACUCAUUCUAUCACCACUCAUAUUUUUACCGGACGACACAAAAAAAUAUAAAUGUUUAUACGUUAUCCUUCUCAUGGGGGCAAGUUGGAUGGUGGAAGCGAUUCCACUUUCAGUAACGGCACUGCUCCCAGUUGUGUUUUUCCCAAUUUUUGGGAUACAAACGACAGCUCAAGUAGUUUCGAACUACAUGCGAGAAACGGGGAUGAUGUUUAUCGGUGGGAUUUCGCUCGCUUUGGGCAUCCAGCACUCUGGGCUGCAUAAAAGAAUCGCUCUGAACAUGAUGGUGAUCAUCGGCGUGUCUCCGUGGCGUCUCCUCUUAGGAAUUAUGGUGACCACUUUCACUUUGUCGUGUUGGAUCGUGGGAAAUACGGCCGUGACGGCGAUGAUGAUUCCCAUCGUGACCGGCUUGGUCGAAUCCGUCGAUCAUCCCGGAGAUCGAGAACAUCUCCGCGUCCUUUACAUGUUGGCCGUCGGUUAUGCGGCGAAUAUUGGAGGAACUGCUGUCAUGAUUGGAUCCAUUCCGAAUAUCAUUUUUAAAGAUUUGGUCGCAUUAGAAAAUAUUGGCCAAAAUGGCAAAUACACAGAGAUAAAUUUUGCCACCUGGAUAGCUUUCAAUAUGCCGAUUGCCCUAAUUAACUUGGCGAUUGUAUGGAGUUACUUGGGCUUCCUGUAUCUGCGCCAAGGUGCUCGGAAGGGAUCGACCCCGACGUGUCACCCCACAAACGUGCAAUAUGAACGUCGACACUCGUCACAGGCCGAACUCAGCUCAAUUUCGAGCAGUGGGAGUAUCAGUGCUCAGCGAGAAGCACCGAAUACUGUCCAAUCGGCUGAGAAAAUCGGACAAACCCUCCGAAACAAGUUGACCGCUUUGGGAAGUAUGAAUUUCCACGAAAAAUCAGUCUCCGUCCUCUUUUUCUUCGCCGUUUUACUUUGGUUCACUCGAGAUCCGCAAGUUUUUUCGGGAUGGCAGAGUUGGAUGCCACUGGCGGUGGGGGAUUCUAGCGUCGCAAUACUCGUCCUCGUGUUCAUGUUUAUUAUCCCGAGAGAUCUUAAUGGUUUUCGUAAAGGAACGAGCGAUUCGUCCUCGUCAGGGUCAUCUGAAACUUUAAUGAGUUGGGACUAUCUGCAAUUGCACUUUCCCUGGAGCGUAGUCCUUCUCGUGGGAGGUGGUUUUGCAAUAUCGGAUGGUGCAGAAGCAUCCAAACUUUCCGUCUGGUUGGGGGAACAGCUCAACGGCCUGGAAUCACUGCCGACACCGCUUCUCUUAUACGUCGUACUUCUCGUGCUAUCAGUUUUUACAGAGGUCAUGUCCAAUGCUGCCACGGUCUCUCUACUCACCCCGAUUCUGCUCGCUUUAUCGAAACGUAUUGACCUCCACCCACUCUACAUCUCAUUCUCUGGUGCCAUCGCGUGUCAAUACGCGUUCAUCCUACCGACGUCUAACCCACCUAAUGCCCUCGUCUUCAGUGCCGGUCGGAUGCGAAUUCUGGACAUGGUAAAACCCGGGCUUCCACUGAACUUUGUCUGCUUGACUGUCCUCUUUCUCAUGAAUAUUUCUUGGGGACAAUUUCUCUUCAAGUUUGGAAGUUAUGAAUAUCCUAACGCUGAAAAUAAUGUUACCACCACAGUAAUGCCUGCGUUACUAUAAUCAAUUAAUAAGACAAUAAAGAAUGAAUUAUUUUGCGGAACAAAUUGCAUUAAAAUAA